AUUUGACUUUGUUUUUCCCCAGGAACUCUUCCACAAAGGCGUCCAGAAGAUGACGGUUCCAUCACCCCUGUGGCCAGCUCCAGGUUCCCUCAAUGCCACCCUUGCUAGCGACCUGCCCAUCAACGUGACCAACAAGACCUUUUGCUCGACGGACUGGCCAGUGGUGAUCCCCAAUGAACUCUUUCUGACUUUGGGCGCCCUGAGUUUUCUGGAAAAUUUGCUGGUGGUGGCUGCCAUUGUCAAGAACCGGAACCUGCACUCCCCAAUGUACUACUUCAUCUGCUGCCUGGCUGUGUCCGACAUGCUGGUGAGCAUCAGCAAUGUGGUGGAGACCUUCUUCAUGCUCCUCAUCGACCACGGGGUGCUGGUGGUCAGGUCCUCCACCAUGCAGCAGAUGGACAAUGUCAUGGACAUGCUGAUCUGCAGCUCCUUGAUGUCCUCACUCUCUUUCCUCAGCAUCAUUGCCAUUGACCGCUACAUUACCAUCUUCUACGCCUUGCGCUAUCACAACAUCAUGACCUUCCAGCGGGCAAUGAUGAUCAUCGUGGCUGUCUGGCUGGUCAGCAGCGUCUCCAGCGCCAUCUUCAUUGCCUACGACAGCACGGCCGUCAUCCUCUGCCUGGUGGUCUUCUUCCUCUCCAUGGUCAUCCUCAUCAUGGCGCUCUACAUCCACAUGUUUGCCUUGGCACGCCAGCAUGCCCGGAGGAUCUCCAGCAUGCAGAGGAAACAGAGCUCCCCUCAGUUCACCAGCAUGAAGGGAGCUAUCACCCUCACCAUCUUGCUGGGUGUCUUCUUUGUCUGCUGGGGGCCCUUCUUCCUCCAUCUGAUCCUCAUCCUCACCUGCCCCACACACCCCACCUGCACCUGUUACUUCAGCUACUUCAGCCUCUACCUCAUCCUUGUCAUUUGCAACUCCGUGGUGGACCCCAUCAUUUAUGCCUUCCGGAGUCAGGAACUCAGGAGGACUUUGAAAGAGGUGGUAUUCUGCUUUUGGUGGCUGGCAUUUAUGCGGAAGCUCAAGGUUGCAUUUCAGCUGUCUGAAGCUGGCCAUAAAACCCGGCCCCGGCCCCGGACUCGCCUCCGCCGCCUCGCCCCACAGACGCGCCCCAGACCCUCAGCCAAAGCCCCAGCAGCAGCAGCAGAAGCAGCAGCCAUGAGGGAGAUCGUCCACAUCCAGGCGGGCCAGUGCGGCAACCAGAUCGGAGCCAAGUUCUGGGAGGUGAUCAGCGAUGAGCAUGGUAUAGAUCCCAGCGGGAACUACGUGGGUGACUCCGACUUGCAGCUGGAAAGGAUCAGCGUUUAUUACAACGAAGCCUCCUCUCACAAAUAUGUCCCUCGCGCAAUCUUGGUGGACCUGGAGCCUGGCACCAUGGACAGCGUCCGUUCCGGCGCUUUCGGACACCUCUUCAGACCGGACAACUUCAUUUUUGGGCAAAGCGGAGCUGGGAACAACUGGGCCAAGGGGCAUUAUACCGAAGGUGCCGAACUGGUGGAUUCCGUCCUGGAUGUAGUGAGGAAAGAAUGUGAGAAUUGCGACUGCUUGCAGGGCUUCCAGCUGACCCACUCCCUGGGCGGAGGUACAGGCUCCGGUAUGGGGACCCUCCUUAUUAGCAAAGUCCGUGAAGAAUAUCCAGACCGGAUCAUGAACACUUUCAGUGUGGUGCCCUCCCCCAAAGUGUCUGACACGGUGGUGGAGCCCUACAACGCCACCCUCUCCAUCCACCAGCUGGUGGAGAACACAGACGAGACCUACUGCAUCGACAACGAAGCCCUCUACGACAUCUGCUUCCGGACCCUCAAGCUGGCCACCCCUACCUACGGAGACCUCAACCACCUCGUCUCAGCCACCAUGAGCGGUGUCACUACUUCCCUGAGGUUCCCCGGACAGCUCAAUGCCGACCUGCGCAAGCUGGCUGUCAACAUGGUGCCCUUCCCUCGCCUCCACUUCUUCAUGCCUGGUUUUGCUCCAUUGACGGCUCGUGGGAGCCAGCAGUAUCGAGCCCUCACAGUGCCCGAGCUCACCCAGCAGAUGUUUGACGCCAAGAACAUGAUGGCGGCCUGCGACCCCCGCCACGGCCGCUACCUCACCGUGGCCACUGUCUUCAGGGGCCGCAUGUCCAUGAAGGAGGUGGACGAGCAGAUGCUGGCCAUCCAGAGCAAGAACAGCAGCUACUUUGUGGAGUGGAUCCCCAACAACGUCAAGGUGGCCGUCUGCGACAUCCCGCCCCGGGGGCUAAAGAUGUCCUCCACCUUCAUUGGCAACAGCACGGCCAUCCAGGAGCUCUUCAAACGCAUCUCUGAGCAGUUCACAGCAAUGUUCCGCCGCAAGGCCUUCCUCCACUGGUAUACCGGCGAAGGCAUGGAUGAGAUGGAGUUCACUGAGGCCGAGAGCAACAUGAACGACCUGGUCUCAGAGUACCAGCAGUACCAGGACGCCACGGCCGAGGAGGAAGGAGAGAUGUAUGAAGACGACGAAGAAGAAUCAGAAGCUCAGGGGGGCAAGUGAUGCACCAGGGCUGACCACAAUGGUGGGAGCUGUCCGGCUUCUCCCGGUGAGACCGGAGCACCGACGCAGCCCUGCGGCCCGUCGCCAUCUUCCAUCUUUGCUAUUCAUUUGCUGAGUUCUUAGGCAACCAGCUUCUAGUUGCUUCUGAUUCAUGGGUUCCAAAACUUCAAAGUUCAGUAUUUAAACCAUUGCCCCCCUCCUCCCAAAUCAUACAGUGGUGAGAAAAUAUUAGGAUCGUCACAUAUUUCCAGCUGAAGAUGUUAACCAGCUUUUAAUCUAGUUCCAUCGUCCUAGAUAAUGAACAAGAGAUUUAAAGAAACAUCACUCCCAACAUUUAUUUAUCUGUAAGUCAAUAUCUCUGUAUGAAAAAGUAUGUGAAGCUUUAGAUUCAAUGCCUGGUAGCAUCCCUGCAAGCAACCCUUACUCCAAGGAAAUGGAGGCGUCCUGUGGCUUCCUCACAUCAACGCCACCCUCCCACAACAUCUAGAUGGGCUUGAAGUUCAGAGUUUGAGUAAGUAAGUUUGAGUAAGUCUGAAACACUGAAUUUCUGUUUCCACAGAAAAUAGUAGGUCUGCUUUGUCCAUUUAAGGCCAUUGUCCUGUUGAAUGUCAUACUUUGGGGUCAGCUUCAGUUGGGGUGGCCAGACAUUGUCCUACAGAGUCUUCUGAUCUCCUCUAGCAUUCAUGGUUGUGUCUUGUGGUCUUGAACCUUCUCCAUCAGUGGGCUAUCUGUCUAAUACUAGAUGGGUAUAGCCCCAAAUCUUGAGAGAUGGUUCUGUCUGCAGUUCAACCCUUAUACAUAAUAAGUCCCUGGGCUGCUUCCAGAAAGAAAUCAUAGGAUCAUAGAGUUGGAAGCGACUGCAAGCGCCAUCCAAUCCAACCCCCUUCUGCCAUUCAAGAAAGACCACCCAUUCCUAGACUGAUGCGCAGCAACAACUGCUUUUUUGAGCUUCUCAGAGGUGUAGUUUACCUUGUUUCCACAUAGCAGUAUAAAGAAAACCCAACUCACAAAGCUUCUACUCUUCUUUGAGGCUGAAGCCAUCCAAACUCGCCCCUCCAGACCUGUCUGAUUCCUGAAGCGCCUAAUUCUAAUUCUUCUCUUUAGCUGAACUGAUGCAGCCAGGUGUUCGCUUGUUUUGGCACCCGACCUCGACUCUUACACACUCAUUGUGGCCUAGUUUCUGCAUUGUUUGAUUUCUCAGGAGAUGGAAUCAACUCAUAUAAACCCAACCGGACAUUUGGAAAAGGACUGGUUUUGAUUCAGUCGACACCUGCCCUGGCGAAACAAUGGAAUUGUGUUCAUUAUCACGAGGGUUGACCGUUCUUCUCUUCUUCUUGCCACUGUAUGAGUCAGCGCAUACGAUGACGACUUUGAUAACUUUUGAGGGCCCUGGUUUUCAUUUUUUACUGGUCUGUGUCUCUUUUUAUGUUUUGGAAUACUUAAUAAAUCUAUUGCUGUCCAGCA
This is a messenger RNA of Sceloporus undulatus (fence lizard), 3970 nucleotides long. It is a transcript of the gene TUBB3, whose product is annotated as tubulin beta 3 class III. NCBI's taxonomy places the organism in Eukaryota, Metazoa, Chordata, Lepidosauria, Squamata, Phrynosomatidae. Gene Ontology annotation, biological process: microtubule cytoskeleton organization; axon guidance; G protein-coupled receptor signaling pathway. The transcript has 6 exons. Bases 50 to 2506 code for a protein of 818 amino acids. The record is from RefSeq and is a predicted model, not a curated record. Gene Ontology annotation, molecular function: GTPase activity; structural constituent of cytoskeleton; GTP binding. Gene Ontology annotation, cellular component: microtubule; membrane; cytoplasm.